ACCGACGUCACUUCCACUUUCUGGAUCGCCCCAACCUCUCAGAGUAAUGGCGGCGUGCCGGGGGUCUUCGUCGAAAUGGUAUUUUACCCGGGAGCAACUCGAAAACACGCCGUCCCGCCGAUGUGGAGUCGAACCAGACCGGGAACUCUCCUACCGACAACAAGCGGCGAACCUGAUCCAAGACAUGGGUCAGAGGCUCAAUGUCUCCCAAUUAACAAUAAAUACAGCAAUUGUUUACAUGCAUAGAUUUUAUAUGCACCACUCUUUCACCAAAUUCCAUAGGAAUAUAAUAUCUCCUACCACCUUAUUCUUGGCUGCAAAAGUGGAAGAGCAACCCCGGAAACUCGAGCAUGUGAUCAAAGUUGCACAUGCUUGCCUAAAUCCGCAAGAAUCGCCUCUAGACACAAAAAGUAACGCAUACCUCCAGCAAGCUCAAGAGCUGGUGAUACUUGAAUCCAUAGUGCUGCAGACCCUGGGCUUUGAAAUUACUAUUGAUCACCCACACACUGAUGUGGUGAAAUGUUCCCAGCUAGUGCGAGCAAGCAAGGAUCUGGCACAGACUUCCUAUUUCAUGGCUACCAACAGCCUACACCUCACUACCUUCUGCCUCCAGUACAAACCCACAGUGAUUGCCUGUGUGUGCAUCCACCUGGCAUGCAAGUGGUCCAACUGGGAGAUUCCAGUUUCUACUGAUGGAAAACACUGGUGGGAGUAUGUGGACAACUCUGUCACUCUAGAGCUGCUUGAUGAGUUGACCCAUGAGUUUCUGCAGAUUUUGGAAAAGACGCCCAGUCGGUUAAAGAGGAUACGCAACUGGAGGGCAACACAAGCUGCCAAAAAGCCCAAGAGUGAAAACACCCAGUUGGCGGACAACUCAUUUGCUGGGCCUUCAGUGCUCCAGGAUCAAGGUGAUGCACUGCUUCCUGGAGUUUCCUCGUCCAACCCAAGUUUUUCCAAAGCAGGCGCUGCCUUCCCUGUACCCCUGCCUGGCCAAACCAGAGGAGCAGCCCUGUCUCUGGACAGCAUGGCUACUGCGUUCAAUCCGGGUAGCCACAGUGAAUGGCCUCAGAGCAGCCAGAGCCAAGCAGGGUACCCUUCCACCUGUAUAAAACAGGAACCCCUAAACAUCCCUCUCCAAGAGCCACUCUCCUUGGACACCUCCACUUCCUCUUUGCUUCAGCAUCCACUGGUUUACAGGACUGACAAAACAAUAGACUUCCACCCUGUCAAACAAGAACAAAAAGGAGCUGGUGGGAGUGGAGUGAGCAAACUUCAGCCGCUGUCUCAGUCUGCUUACCCUCCGCCAGCUCAGCCUCAUCCACCACAACCCUCUCCAGCCCAGAAGCUGUCUUUGGAUAAAUACAGAGAGAAACAUACAGCAGAGCUGGCUGUCUCUGGGUCAAAACGCAAGCAGGAGCAACAUGGAGGACUAAUGGAUUGCGAUGUGAGGGGGGAUUUGUUGUCUUCUACAUAUGCACCAUCCACUACAAACCAAGUAGACCAUAAAAAGCAUUCACAGCCCCACCAAUCAUACCAUGGUUUCGGUGGCAGCAACACUGCCUCGCCAGUGAAAAUGAAAGGUCCUUCCUCUUCAUCAUCGGGCCAAGACAGACGGCACCAUAGUGACAAACGGGACAAAGGCUCGCUUAAACUCCGCCUGGUUGUUCCUGGGACCAGCAGCGCUUCCCAACUUGACAAAAGUGGGCAACCAAGCAAAGAUGAGCUAAAGAUGAAGAUAAAAGUUUCAUCAUCGGAGCGCCACAGCUCAUCCGACGAAGGCAUGGCUGCCAACAACAACAAGAGUAAACAUUCCAGCCCGUUGGUGAGCAAGGAGAAACAUCGCGGAGCGGAGCACAACCUUCACCGUCACCACAAGCACAGUCAUCCCCACACACACAGUGGCAACGGACGAGGAGGCCCAGAAGGCCCCGGCGGUGCUGUAGGCCUGCUACGUGGUCCUCCAGGACAGGUCAGCAUGGACGGGACAACACUCGGUCCUCCCGGGUCCACCUCUUCGUCCUCAUCACGCAAGAGGGUGCACGACGCUGGCCACAACCACCACUCUUCAUCCUCCACUUCUUGCUCCAAAGUGAGCAAAAUCUCCAAGGGUGGCUCUGGUGCUGCAGGUACUUCAUCUUUUUCUUCCCCCUUUUCCCCUCCUUGCUCCUCUCCUGUACUGCAGUUUGUCUCAACUGGCUUGCAGCUCUAUGGCUAACCUCCCUCCCACCCUCCUCCUUCUCUUUCUCCGUAUUCUUGUUUCUCCACCUCCCCUCCUGUCAUACCCAGGUGGGCUGCGGACCUCUCAGCAGUACCCUCCUAGUGAAUCGCCACAUGAAGUGGGAGAGCAGAGACACUGAGUCCAUCACUCUACAGCCAUGGCCAGCACAUGGAAAUGGCAUCAAACCACCCACAGCUCAGACUUUGAAGACUAUGCUCACCUCCUUGUUAAGUGCCCUAGGAAAAUAACACUUUAUGUGACGAUAAACCCUUUAUUCAAAGGCAGAAAAUAUAUCUGCCAAAAAAAGAUUUAUUGUUUGACAUCUCAGUUUCUGAGAGGUAAGAGAGAAAGAUGAAAAUUAUGCUUCCUGACUGUCACGAUGACUGACACAUCUGGGCUGUGAUUCUAAGCCCUGUUUUUCUGUUAGUGUGUCUAAUUGCUGCUUGGCUAUCCUUCCUCCUUAAAUGGGUCUAGGACUGUGCAAAGGUGUGUGUGUGUGUGUGUGUGAGUGAGAGAGAGAGAGAUUAGAAUGGAUUGAGUGUGUAUUUCCUUUAAGAGUAAAUUUCCCAUCCCAAUAUGUCAGAUCUCCAUAUGGGAAAACACAAGUAUUACAAGUACUAUAAAAAAAACGUUGAAGGUGCACUUUCUUCAUUUUCUUUUUUUUUUAUUUUACCAUAAUUUAAUUGAAUCACAUUUCUGCAGUUAUAUGGAGGAAGAUAUUAGCCAGCUGAAGAUUAGUUCAGUUUAUGUUUGCUGGUAUUCCAUUUAAUACUGUUGAUGGAUGCAAACAUUUUUUAGGUUUAAAAUUUCAUCUCCUCAGUUACUUGUCCUGGUUUCCUUUUAUACUUAAGUACUGUGCGUAUUAUUUGCAUGUUUCAAUCAUCAAAGGGAUUUAAAAGGAGAGCGAUUACUUGCUGUUUACAGAAAAUGGAGAUAAAUGUACAUACGUUUUUGUAUGUUUAAAGAAAAAGCUAUACCAUGACUACUCAGGUUUGGAGCUGCUUGUAAGUAUAACAAGAUAAAUAUAAUACCUACGAAAGAGUUUUAUUUUGUUGAUCAGUUGAUUGGACAUCAUCCAGUGAAUGACUGCAGCCAGUGGUGUGUGCUUCUUACAGCCCUGCUGAACAUGGUGAUGUGCUGCAGGUUUCCAUCACAGGAAAUGUCAGUUGAUCGCCUCAGCACCUGGCACAUCCAACACGUAUCACAUAAGAGCGAUGCAAUUUGUACCAAAAGAUAUUUUUUUGGACCUACAAGUAGACCUUAAGCUGGAUGCCAAAGGUUGUGCCUCAAAGAGAAAAAAAAACAACUGACAUGGACAGUAGUAGUGUGCUAUUACAGUUUACAUAGCCCUUUUUAUUUUGAAGUGCAUCAGACAUUUCAUGACAUGAAGCUGUAGACCUUUAGAUGUCAGCCCAUAACUUGUUAAGUGUUAAUCAUUAACAGGGUACUAUAAAUAAAUUAAAAAGAAAAACUUUGCCUCAUUUCUGUCCUGUCAAGUGUUGUUAGAGCAGCGAUUUGGCCAUAUGCAAGAUGACGCCCUGAAACCUCAAGUAUCUGCAAUGUAUUCAUGCUUGAUAGGUUUGUGUGUCACUGACUUCAUCAUGCAAUUGGUUGAGUUUACAUUUACAGUCCUGUGCCUGUCCAGACGCAACUUUACUAUUAGAUUCGAAACAUUAAACUGUCAUGUUCCAAUAUCUUGAUAUAACCUGUCCCCUUCUCUUGUUGACUGGAUUUCUCAUCGAUUUUAGAGUGUGCAUAAUGCCUAAUAACGGCGGAGGCCGGAUGUCCAUAUCUUGAAUAAGAAGGUUGGCACAAAAAAAAAAACAUAAGCCACUCUUCAUGUCCUUUCCCCCCAUUUUUAAUUUCCAUAUAUCAAUAAACAUCAAAGUUGCCACUAUCUUGA
Messenger RNA from Mugil cephalus (flathead mullet), 4121 nucleotides. It is a transcript of the gene ccnt2a, whose product is annotated as cyclin T2a. Gene Ontology annotation, molecular function: cyclin-dependent protein serine/threonine kinase activator activity. The transcript is spliced from 9 exons. Gene Ontology annotation, cellular component: cyclin/CDK positive transcription elongation factor complex; nucleus. Gene Ontology annotation, biological process: regulation of transcription by RNA polymerase II; positive regulation of DNA-templated transcription, elongation. NCBI's taxonomy places the organism in Eukaryota, Metazoa, Chordata, Actinopteri, Mugiliformes, Mugilidae. Bases 47 to 2215 code for a protein of 722 amino acids. The record is from RefSeq and is a predicted model, not a curated record.